Molecule: messenger RNA, 864 nt
Organism: Cynara cardunculus var. scolymus (artichoke)
Lineage: Eukaryota; Viridiplantae; Streptophyta; Magnoliopsida; Asterales; Asteraceae
Product: putative F-box/LRR-repeat protein 23
Exons: 2
Coding region: 1-864 (287 amino acids)
Molecular function (GO): protein binding
Source: RefSeq, a predicted model, not a curated record
AUGAAGCCAUCCACAUCAAGAGAACCCGAGAAGGUGAAACAACCAAGAACGAACUGGUUGGAGCUUCCAUCAGAUGUAAUUGCCAAUAUACUUUCCAGAGUUCAUGUGCUUGAUAUACUUGAGAAUGCCCAGAAAGUGUGCACUACUUGGCGAAAAAUCUGCAAGGAUCCUUCUAUGUGGAGGGUUAUUUGUAUGGAUUAUUUGAAUUUUGAUGACAUGUCGAAGGAAGUUGCUGUGUGGAAGCAUGUUGUGGAUAGAAGCCAAGGCCAAUUGAUUGAUAUCACCAUCAGUGAGUUUGAUGAUGAUGAGAUUAUUCAAUAUGUUGCUGAUAGAUCAAGUCAACUUAGACGUCUCAAAAUCAUAAAUUACUCUGAAGAUACUUAUCCAUAUAAAAACUGGACUGAAAUCUUGAAGAAAUUUCCGUUAUUAGAGGAGCUAAGUCUUUACUCAAGAGAAAUAUCAAAAGAAGCUAUUGAAACUGCCGGUCGUUAUUGCCCAAUGCUAAAAACUUUCAAACUUAAAGGAGGAGCACUGUGUAGAUGGCUCGGAGAUACUCAUAAUGAGAUAGCCAUAGCUAUUGGGGAAAACUUACACAAGUUGGAGAACCUUGAGCUGAUUGGAAACAGCCUCACAAAUAUUGGGUUGCAGGUCAUUUUGGAUGGUUGUCCCCACCUUAAAUCACAUGACCUGCAACAUUGCUGGUCACUUGAUCUCAAGGGAGACUUGGGGAAAAGAUGUUCAGAGCAGAUCAAAUGUCUAAAACUUCCUUCCUAUGAUGUUUUAUAUGGUGAUGAUUUAUAUGAUGAUGAUGAUUAUUAUCAAGAAUAUGAUAAAGACCUCGAGUAUGAGGGUUACAUUGACUAA